GCUUCCUGGUUGCGGCUUGGGAUGAGAACGAAAACCGGUCAGCUUGUCUCCCUGCCUCGCUUUGCUCUGCAUAUGCGCUCGCGGAGUCACUUCUGCUGGUUGAGGAAAUCAUUGUCGAAAGUUCGGCAUGAUCCUCCGAAAAGAUCAUGGUGUUGUAUGGCGCACACUGUUGUCGGCUUACCGUACAUUCAUUCAGCGGGCUUCAGGCCUGCGAUCCCGAGAACCAUCAUGAUGCGUCAAAGUUGGUGUGCAGCCGGACGCGGCCGUCCUCUAAAAAGUAUAAGUACGCCGUUGUUCCUUGGAUCCAAUGUGUGUCGGCACCCAACAUCCUCAAUCUGAGUUUUUAUUGCUGCUCCGACUUCAUUCAAUUCUUUGUUCCUCCAAUCAACAUGGAUCUUAGCGAUGACGCACCAUCGCAAUUAGGUGGCUCCUCUGGCGCUCCCAUGGAAACGCCGAGGAGGAACACCGCCAUCGCUGACUCUUGGAUUGCACUUUUCAAUCAUCGCAAACUCUACGAUGACAUCGGUAAUAAGGGUCUUACUCGUGGGGACAUACGAUUGUCCUUUUCCUGGCUCCGGGCAUUCCGAGGAAAUUGGCUCGAGCAGAAGAACAUCAAGAACGAGGCAGAUUUGAAAGCGAUGAUGGAUCAGUUCCAAGUACAUGCCAUAGAUUUCAACGAGCCAAAUGCGCAACUUGAGGCGGACGAGUUAUUGGAGCGCAUUGAUAGGGACCUAGCCAGAUCCAGCCAUGCUUAUCAGGAUGAUCGAAGGGCAGCAACGGCACCUCGGGCUGCGCGCUACUAUCUUGACACUGUUAUGAGAUACCAUGUUUUGUCACCGGAGAAGGGACUGAAAUGCCCAAAUGGACAACCGCAAAACUUUUUCGGCGAAAUCGGUGCCUCACCUGACCCUUGGCUCAUCGCGAUCUGCGACACUGAAUCAAGUUUCUUCAGCUAUUUUGUCGUCGAAAAGCUGAUGCAUUUCUAUUAUGGAUAUCUCUAUUAUCCAUUGCGAAAGUUCAUGCUUCGUACAGUCUUGGGAAACGAUCCGGUGGACGAGCAGGUCAUGCGUCAACAAACCCACGAUAUCUUGGUUGCAGGCUUAGAGGCCUCGUUAUCCUGCGCUCUCAUGACGGGGUCCAUCGUUCUGUUGGUGAAAAGUUCGUCUCAAACGCACCAGUUGAUUGCCAUGGCGAUCAUGAACCUGCUCUUUAUCUUUGUCGUCAUUUUUCUUAGCAGUAUGGGGAAGUACAUAUUUGUGUUGUGCGCAGCAUUCUGGGCAGUCGUUGUGAGUUUGAUCCUGAGAGGCUCCUUGGCCAAUCACGCUCCUCAUGGAUUAAAUCAAGAUUUCUCCGGUGUGAGACGACGCGAUAGCAAGCCGACAAUCUUGCGAUUGAUACAUUCAUGCAGCCUUCUUGGCGGUGAUCUGACCGACUCACAUAAGUAUCCCGGGGUUUUCAAAUAUCGGCCUCAUCCGGAAUCUGCACAAGCAUCAAGAGCCUCGGGCAUACCAUGGCCAAGAGGAUUCAACCUAGAGGGCGCCAGGUACCACUCUAGUGCCAUAAUCGCUGACUCGAACUACUCGAUGUUGCAAUUACAUACUGCAACAUAUAGAAAAGACGCUCUGGUCAUUGCCUGCCUGCUGCGUAAAGGUCAGUGUGUCUAUGUGCGUCAAACAUGGUUAGCGCCAUCAUACCUGGCCGGCUCUGAUGCCAAGGCCGCACAUCCCAAAACACUCAAAUGCAUCGAGGACCCAUCUUCACCGCCUUGUUACAUCUUUACCGUCUUCUCCAGGAGGAAAACCACAAAGUAUUUUCAAAAUCUUCUGAUCUUCCUAAAAGCCAACUACUCGACCAAGCUCGAACAACCGACUAACGAUGUGGGUCUAUCGCCAAUACGAGACGCGUACGAGCUCCUUGAUCACUCCAAGGGAUUCUCUUGCCCAGCUGACGAUAGACAGGUGAGAAGAAAGAGAAGGCCGAGGAGGCCGAGGAGGCCAGGAAGCAGGAGGAAGACAAGAAGAAGCAGAAGGGGGAGGCGACAAGCGUGGAGCAUAACCAAGGAGCGCAGGCUUGAUUUCACCCUCGAUUCAGCAGCGUUACGCCACAAUCGCCUUCUGCUACACUGGUCGAGCGUGAAAACAGCAAGUCUCGGUUCCACGAGUCUUUCCUUUCAACUGAACAUGAGAAUCGUUAUACCUGUUGGCUGUGGUCCAUCUUCGGUCGUCAUCUUCAGGGAUCCUGUGCCUAACGUCUGGAGAAGAAAGGCCUUCUGUGUACCCCGCCAAAUUCGGUCAAGAACGCACGAAAUGCUUCUCCCGGCUAUGAGCGCUUCAUAACUGGCAAAUUAUAUCAUGUUUUGUUUCUCGCAGUCGAACAUUUGCCGCCAUCAGCUGUUGAUAGACGCGUUCGUCCUCGCCCGUCUGUGAUCUUGUUGGAUGCACUCCCCAUUCGCUCUUCUUCAAAUCGAACCCCCUAUAUAUAUCCCGAUCAGCCACUGCUUUGCCUGAAUGUCUAUUUCAUCGUGUAUAUGAUAUCACUACUUGUAGUGUUGAUCUCUAGUGAGAACCACUGGACAACAAGCUGCAAGCAUGGUGGGGAUGGAUGUAGACUAAACGCCAGAACACCCGCGCCGGCAAUCAGGCUGCUCCUCUCGGGCGGUGACACACCCAACACUGAUGCAGCAGGUUCCUUCCCAUCUUUCCCUCGCGCUAUCCAUAAUAGCUGGUGUGUAUCAAGCGUCGCUGUGCCUCCCUCAAUG
Molecule: messenger RNA, 2758 nt
Organism: Periconia digitata
Lineage: Eukaryota; Fungi; Ascomycota; Dothideomycetes; Pleosporales; Periconiaceae
Source: the annotation of a GenBank genome assembly